AUGAUUAUAACAGCAAACACAAUCAGAUACCAUGAGCCAUCCCACCUCCCGCUUAAAUUAACUGACCUGAGCGGACUUUUACCCUCAACAAAUAUGGUUCCUACCUUGGCUUCGGUUCCAGUGCCCUCACACUCAAAAAAAUGGCGGCCGGACUCUCCUCUGUUAGUUUUACAGGUUCAUGCGCGCUGGUUCUGCCCUGAGUUAAGAUGGCGCCCACUCACGCUUCCCUGCCCGGUUUCAGGUCUGGCAGGGCAGCUUCACCGCCCAUGCCUGAUGACCCCGCCUUGUUUCCGUAGAAAGACGCAGAGGAAACAUGGCGGUAGCUGCGGUUUAAAUUCCAGCCGCGCCGCUAGACUGAGAACAAGAGCUGGGUUGGAAGGGGCGGGACCUGGCAGCCCAGCUCGUCGCGACAGCUUGGAGAAGCAGUGGCGCCGCCGCCGCACACACCGGUGCCACCGUCUCUGUGUUCAUGAUGAUUCGGGGAUGGAAGAGGACGUCACCCUGCCGGGGACCCUCAGCGGCUGCAGUGACCUUCACCCUAUUCUGCCAAGUGAGCUGGAUGGCAUCAAUGGCAUUGCUGGCUUAGGAAACGGAGGGCUCCCAAACAUGUCACAAGAAAAGGUCUGGCCUACCAGAGCCUGGAACAUGAAGGACUUUGAAAAUAACAUUGAACUCAAGGUGGAAGUGGAAAGUCUGAAGCAGAAGCUCCAGGAGAGAGAUCAGUUACUCAUCAGUGCCUCCAAAGCAGUAGAGAGUCUCACCGAAGGGGGAGGUUCUGAAGUCCAGCGCGUGAAAGAAGAUGCGAGGAGGAAGGUGCAGCAGGUGGAAGACCUCCUGACGGAAAGGAUACAUCUUCUAGAAGAAGAUGUGAAAGCCGCCCAAGCAGAACUGGAGAAGGCCUUUGCAGAGACGGAAACAGAGAAGGCAUUUCACCUCAGCUUGGAAAGCAAGCUCUCUGAGAUGAAGAAGAUGCAGGAACAGGACCUGGAGUUGACUCUGGCUCUGGAAGACAAGGACAGACUGAUUGAGGAGUUGAAGCUGUCUUUGAAGAGCAAAGAAGCUUUAAUUCAGUGCCUUCAAGAGGAGAAAUCUCAGAUGGCAUCUCCUGACGAGAAUGUGUCAUCUGGAGAACUCCAAGGACUUUCUGCCACUCUGAGGGAAGCAGAGGAGAGAGACACUGAGGCUGCACAGAGGGAUUGGCAGAAGGAGCAAAAUCACUGGGAAGCGAAGAUCCAGUCAAGAAUGGAAGCAACCGGCUCGUACUGACCUUCAACCAGUCUGUCCCAGCGCGAUGGCCCCUUCCAGGAAGUUCUUCGUUGGGGGCAACUGGAAGAUGAAUGGAAGGAAGAAGUGCCUGGGAGAACUCAUUUGUAC
Molecule: messenger RNA, 1374 nt
Organism: Chionomys nivalis (European snow vole)
Lineage: Eukaryota; Metazoa; Chordata; Mammalia; Rodentia; Cricetidae
Product: CDK5 regulatory subunit-associated protein 2-like
Exons: 9
Coding region: 1-1266 (421 amino acids)
Biological process (GO): centriole replication; chromosome segregation; negative regulation of centriole replication
Cellular component (GO): mitotic spindle pole; pericentriolar material; perinuclear region of cytoplasm
Molecular function (GO): calmodulin binding; transcription cis-regulatory region binding; protein kinase binding
Source: RefSeq, a predicted model, not a curated record